CGCUCGCUCGCGACGAGACAGCGCUAUAAAAUCCUCCUGCUGCAGUUACCGACAGAAGAGCUGUUCUUAUCCGGAGUGUGGGCUAUAGAAUAAAGCAGAAACUGCAAAAUCAACCACAGCCUCGAGGAAAUUUGUGCUCCAGGUGUCGGUUCCAUCCAGGUUUUACAGCCAUCUGCAGAACUAAACUCGCACCCCGUCACUUGUUCUAACUCUUACCACCAUGAUGCAAGCAAACUCGGAUGCCAGCUUUCAUAAGCACUCGCUGCUAAACGUGAUGAACCGCUUCCUCGCCGCGGCCAACAACAUGGACGAGACCAUUAUGGUGCCUAGUUUACUGCGGGACGUACCACUGGAUGGACAAGAAGGGGACACGUCGAUGAACAGCAACCGCGAGCUGUCCUUCCCCAGCAAGCAGAGGGACAUGUACGAGCACUACCUGUUGCUGAAGUCCAUUAAGAAUGAGAUGGAGUGGGGUUUGCUGAAACGUGACCUGGGUGGUGGCACCAGCUUCCUGGAAAUGGCAGUGAAGCAGGAGGAACAGCAGGUUCCAGACGGACCAGAAGAAGACAACAGCGACUUAGAAAGCCAGUUCCACUUCCAUCUCCGUGGACUUUUCGGUGUCUUGUCCAAGCUCACAGACCAAGCAGAUAACCUCACAAACCGCUACAAGAGAGAAAUUGGUGGUGGGAGUCUGUUAAGAUGAGACUGACCUAUAAAGCUUAGCACUAGACUGCAACUUACACUUUACUGAGGGAUGACGCUUUGGGCUCUUGCAUCUAGGCUUGACUAUGGAGUCUUGCAUAACCUUUUUCUUUUAAGCAAGACCUAGACCAAUUUCAGUGCUGGGUGUCAACAGAAAAGCUGUGCUAUUUGAAACAUUUAACUUAAAGGCUCAUAUUGCUGUUGCUCCAUUAGGUUUCUUCACUUCAGUUCAUUAAGUGAACUACUGAUCCUUUACCAUGUAGCUUUUAAUGUUAGAACUGGUCCUAUAAGAGCUUGUUCAAAGUUUGGGUUGUGUUGGAGGAAAAACUGGAAUGCUGGUUAUUCUGUUUUUCUUUCUUCACAUUUACCUAGAUUCUGUAUAAUGUGGUCAUGUAAUAUCCCCAGGCUAAGUUUUAACAAGGCUUGCUCUUAUGCACUCCAACCAGAAAAGAUGGGUUGUUCUCUCCAUGGAAAAGCUCAAUGUUGUGGUGUUUUGUCCUGUCAGAGUACUACUAUUGCCACACUUUAUUUUUUGUUUUGCCCUAAAUGUUUACUUUUGAUAAAUAAUGUAAUGAAUAAUGAGAGUAUAAUGAAUAAAGCAGACUUUUUACAGUG
Molecule: messenger RNA, 1317 nt
Organism: Tachysurus vachellii
Lineage: Eukaryota; Metazoa; Chordata; Actinopteri; Siluriformes; Bagridae
Gene: mid1ip1l
Product: MID1 interacting protein 1, like
Exons: 2
Coding region: 221-703 (160 amino acids)
Biological process (GO): regulation of lipid biosynthetic process
Cellular component (GO): cytosol
Source: RefSeq, a predicted model, not a curated record